AAAAUCCCAAAACCUCAAUUUAUCUGUCAAACUUUCGUGUUUGGAACCUACGAAGAACUAAACCAUUGUUCCUUCCCUCUUAAGUUAGGAGGAAUAGAUAGACGAGUCAUCAUCUAAUUCUUUAAUAUAAAUCGAAGGCUCAUCAAAGAUGGAUUCUUUCUUCAGCAAGGGUUCUUUCAAGGCUUCUAAAUGUAAAACCCUUCUAAAAUUGACAAUUCCGCGGAUAAAGCUGUUGAGGAAUCGUAGAGAGAUUCACAUAAAGCAGAUGCGCCGUGAUAUCGCGAAACUUCUUGAGACCGGCCAAGAAGCUACUGCUCGAAUUCGGGUUGAACAUAUUAUAAGGGAAGAAAAAAUGAUGGCAGCGCAAGAAAUCAUUGAGUUGUUUUGUGAGCUUGUUGUUGUCCGUCUUCCAAUUAUUGAAUCUCAAAGGGAAUGUCCUCUUGACCUAAAAGAGGCAAUUUCAAGCUUGUGUUUUGCUGCACCGAGAUGUGCAGAUCUUCCCGAACUAAUUCAGGUUCAAAUGGCUUUUGCUGGUAAAUAUGGCAAAGAAUUUGUUGCUGCUGCUACAGAACUCAUGCCAGAAUGUGGUGUUAAUCGCCAGUUGAUUGAACACCUAUCCGUCCGUGCUCCAGCUCCUGAAGUAAAGCUUAAUCUGCUAAAGGAAAUCGCAGAGGAGCAUGAGCUUGAUUGGGAUCCUACUGCAUCAGAAACUGAAUUGCUGAAGCCACAUGAAGAUUUACUGAACGGCCCCACACAACUUGCGAGCCCAAAAUUGCCUCUUCCAGAAGAAAAGUUUGAGGAACCAGUACACACAACUUCUGAAGGUAUUCAUAAUGAACAAUCGGAUUCUGAUGAAGAAUACGACAUGCUAGAUCUUCCCGAGGUUCCCAAUUCAUUAGUGCAACCUACUGCUCCUUCAGAAUCCGUUUCCAGACCCGAAAUGCUUCCAUUUCCGCCCUCUGCUUUAUCUGAUCUUAACGAUGAAGCAGAUAAUAUAUUAGAGAAAUCAACACCCAAGGAAAAUGAGGAGAAACAGUUUUUGCCAUUCAUUUCUCCACCAUCUGAAACCUUUAUGGUGAAAGAAAGUAGUCCAUCUCCCCAAACUAAAACUACGGUUGAUCAUGACUUGCAGACUUCCACAGUGAAAGAAAACAAUCAGCUUCUUAGAACCAGAACUGGCAUCAAAGAUGAUUUACAAGAUGUAUUGGUUGCUGCCCAAGCUGCUGCAGAAAGUGCUGAACGUGCGGCAGCAGCAGCGCGGGCAGCUGCUAGCCUUGCCCAGGUUCGAAUCAGCGAACUCGUCAGGAAACAGAACAUGUAUGAGACCAACGAGAACCCAUUUUCUACAGUCAACCAUGAACCUAUUACACCCGAAAAGUCUAAUCUUGACCAUCAAGACUCGGUUCACAACUCUUCAAGUCCUACACAAUCGAUGACCUCUCAUCAGCCUCAAAGGUUGCCAUCAAUGGAUGAUGGUUUUAUGUCAUAUCCAAAUUUGUUUACUUCACGGGGCCCUGGUGAGUUAUCACGUGAUUCAUCUUUUGCUGAUAAUUCACGUUCCAAUGAUGGCCAUUGAGCAUUGUCAUUAUGGUGUUCUUAUAUGUCUUGUUUCCUCGGUUUUAUUGGUUGUGUAAAGCGAUAUUUCAACUUGUUCUGCUUCAUCUUGUGGAUUAUGUUUUGGUUAAAUAUCGCAUUAAGGGGUUGCAUAUAUCGUCGUCUUAUAAAUAUCUGUACUAUAUGAGUAAGAUUGUUGAAUCUGUGUUAAGCUGUUUUUCCUUUA
Molecule: messenger RNA, 1780 nt
Organism: Erigeron canadensis
Lineage: Eukaryota; Viridiplantae; Streptophyta; Magnoliopsida; Asterales; Asteraceae
Product: IST1-like protein
Exons: 7
Coding region: 149-1576 (475 amino acids)
Biological process (GO): protein transport
Source: RefSeq, a predicted model, not a curated record